This is a messenger RNA of Dipodomys ordii (Ord's kangaroo rat), 3232 nucleotides long. RefSeq names its product actinin, alpha 4 (gene Actn4). Gene Ontology annotation, cellular component: cortical actin cytoskeleton; cell junction; cell projection. The transcript is spliced from 18 exons. The record is from RefSeq and is a predicted model, not a curated record. Gene Ontology annotation, biological process: muscle cell development; actin cytoskeleton organization. Gene Ontology annotation, molecular function: calcium ion binding; actin filament binding. The annotation marks the transcript as partial. Lineage: Eukaryota; Metazoa; Chordata; Mammalia; Rodentia; Heteromyidae.
CCCACGUGUGCAGAGAUUGUGGACGGCAACGCAAAGAUGACCCUGGGCAUGAUCUGGACCAUCAUCCUUCGCUUCGCCAUUCAGGACAUCUCUGUGGAAGAGACCUCGGCCAAGGAGGGGCUCCUGCUGUGGUGCCAGAGGAAGACGGCCCCGUACAAGAACGUCAACGUGCAGAACUUCCACAUCAGCUGGAAGGAUGGCCUGGCCUUCAACGCCCUCAUCCACCGGCACAGACCCGAGCUUAUCGAAUACGACAAGCUGAGAAAGGACGACCCAGUCACCAACCUAAACAAUGCCUUUGAAGUGGCCGAGAAGUACCUGGACAUCCCUAAGAUGCUGGAUGCGGAGGACAUCGUGAACACGGCCCGGCCCGACGAGAAGGCCAUAAUGACCUAUGUGUCCAGCUUCUACCAUGCCUUUUCGGGAGCGCAGAAGGCUGAGACCGCCGCCAACCGGAUCUGCAAGGUGCUGGCUGUCAACCAGGAGAACGAGCACCUGAUGGAAGACUACGAGCGGCUGGCCAGCGACCUGCUGGAAUGGAUCCGCCGCACCAUCCCCUGGCUGGAGGACCGCGUGCCCCAGAAGACCAUCCAGGAGAUGCAGCAGAAGCUGGAGGACUUCCGCGACUACCGGCGCGUGCACAAGCCGCCCAAGGUGCAGGAGAAGUGCCAGCUGGAGAUCAACUUCAACACGCUGCAGACCAAGCUGCGCCUCAGCAACCGGCCGGCCUUCAUGCCCUCGGAGGGCAGAAUGGUGUCGGACAUCAACAAUGGCUGGCAGCACCUGGAGCAGGCCGAGAAGGGCUACGAGGAAUGGCUCCUGAACGAGAUCCGCAGGCUGGAGCGGCUCGACCACCUGGCAGAGAAGUUCCGGCAAAAGGCCUCGAUCCACGAAGCCUGGACUGAUGGGAAGGAGGCGAUGCUGAAGCACCGCGACUACGAGACGGCCACUCUGUCUGACAUCAAAGCUCUCAUCCGCAAGCACGAGGCAUUCGAGAGCGACCUGGCCGCCCACCAGGACCGUGUGGAGCAGAUCGCCGCCAUCGCCCAGGAGCUCAACGAGCUGGAUUACUAUGACUCCCACAACGUCAAUGCCCGCUGCCAGAAGAUCUGCGACCAGUGGGACGCCCUGGGCUCCCUGACCCACAGUCGCAGAGAAGCGUUGGAGAAAACAGAGAAGCAGUUAGAGACCAUUGACCAGCUGCACCUGGAGUAUGCCAAGCGGGCCGCCCCCUUCAACAACUGGAUGGAGAGCGCCAUGGAGGACCUGCAGGACAUGUUCAUUGUCCACACCAUCGAGGAGAUCGAGGGCCUCAUUUCGGCCCACGACCAGUUCAAAUCCACCCUGCCGGAUGCUGACCGCGAGCGGGAAGCCAUCCUGGCCAUCCACAAGGAGGCGCAGAGGAUCGCUGAGAGCAACCACAUCAAGCUGUCAGGCAGCAACCCCUACACCACCGUCACCCCCCAGAUCAUCAACUCCAAGUGGGAGAAAGUGCAGCAGCUGGUGCCCAAGCGGGACCACGCGCUCCUGGAAGAGCAGAGUAAGCAGCAGUCCAACGAGCACCUGCGCCGCCAGUUUGCCAGCCAGGCCAACGUGGUGGGGCCCUGGAUCCAGACCAAGAUGGAGGAGAUAGGCCGCAUCUCCAUCGAGAUGAACGGGACGCUGGAGGACCAGCUGAGCCACCUGAAGCAGUACGAGCGCAGCAUCGUGGACUACAAGCCCAACUUAGACCUGCUCGAGCAGCAGCACCAGCUCAUCCAGGAGGCCCUCAUCUUCGACAACAAGCACACCAACUACACAAUGGAGCACAUCCGUGUGGGCUGGGAGCAGCUGCUCACCACCAUUGCCCGCACCAUCAAUGAGGUGGAGAACCAGAUCCUCACCCGCGACGCCAAGGGCAUCAGCCAGGAGCAGAUGCAGGAGUUCCGGGCCUCCUUCAACCACUUCGACAAGGACCAUGGUGGGGCUCUGGGGCCCGAGGAGUUCAAGGCCUGCCUCAUCAGCCUGGGCUACGACGUGGAGAACGACCGGCAGGGUGACGCCGAGUUCAACCGCAUCAUGAGCGUGGUGGACCCCAACCACAGCGGCCUCGUGACCUUCCAAGCCUUCAUCGACUUCAUGUCACGGGAGACCACCGACACGGACACGGCUGACCAGGUCAUCGCCUCCUUCAAGGUCCUGGCAGGGGACAAGAACUUCAUCACAGCCGAGGAGCUGCGGAGAGAGCUGCCCCCCGACCAGGCCGAGUACUGCAUUGCCCGCAUGGCGCCCUACCAGGGCCCCGAUGCCGUGCCCGGCGCCCUCGACUACAAGUCCUUCUCCACGGCCCUCUAUGGCGAGAGCGACCUGUGAGGGCUCCUGACUCCCGGACCAAAGCCCCUCGGCCUCCCGGCGGGGCUGGGGGUACCCUGCCCCACCCCGACUCUUGUAUCUAUGCAAAGCCCUCUCUGUCGGUCCCUGGGGGCAGUGGGCAGAGAGGAGCUGGCAGGCUCUCUCCUCUCUCUGGCAGUCGGCCAGGGGCUCCCCCCCACACCUGGAAGGGGGACGGAGGCCGGGGUCAGCACCUCUGGUCUGGUAAAUACGUACAUUUUUUUAAAUCUUACGUGGAGGGGACAGAGGCUCCAUGCCUCCCACACCCAGGCCAAAGCCCCACGUGCCUUGUCCAGGAACCGCCCCGCAAGGUCCAGCAGAGGGCGCUGCUGCUCCGCUGAACCAGACCCCGCCAGCUCCCUCUCCCUUCCCCAGUGGGACUCGAUGGUGAGUGCCAGGCGCCCAGGACCCUGCCAUCACCCCCUUACUUUGUCUGGACUCGAGGUCUCAAUUUUUUUUUUUUCUAAGGACCAAAACCAACAAAAUCAUACAAAAAAAAAAUGAACAAGAAGAAAAAAAACCUAUAAAAAAAAAACCCUUCAGAGAAUUCCUAUUUACUUUAUUAACUUACGGAUUUAUUAUAUAAAUAUAUAUUCACCUAGCAACGUAUCUUCGCCUCUCUUGCUCUCUAAUGAAGACAUAGCUGAUUGGCUGCCCGCCCGCACUGAUCUUCCUCAGUGUCUGUGCUGGCAGGGUCUGGGGGGACCACCUCCGGGGUGGAGGGGGCUGCUGGCCUGGCUGCCUGCUAGUUGAUGGUUUUGCCCUCCUCUCCCCUCUUGAGUUUAUUCUGAUUUUCUUGGUUUCUGGAUAAACCACUCUUCUGGGGACAGGAUAAUAAAACAUGUAAUAUUUUUAAGAUGGA